UCCAGGCAGGCAACUUGCAACGCGACUUCUUCUUACCCUGACACUCACCGCGAAGAAGCUUUUAAAUUGAGUGCGCCGUCGUGUGAAUGGCAGCUGGUGGAAAGAAGCAGAGUUUGCAGCAGGACUGCAGUCACGUAACAAGAGUGCACGACUUUAUCUAGAGGUGGCCGCCCAGCAGUAGCUAGUCAUGACAGUGUUCCAAAUGUAGUGGAAGGUUCGGGGACAAACACACCCACCAAAAAACGAAAACUCAACCCAAUUCCAGUGCUUACUCAUCGCCCAAAAUAUGUCCAGCAAUCCCUUUGACAGCGACGAGGAUCAGGGCGCAGCGAGUGGGGAGAUCCUAGAGGGCUUCCUCUGUCCCAUUUGCCGCGCAGAUCUGAAAUCCAUUGAUGUGCUCACGGAUCAUUUUGCGCGGCAGCACGCGGAGGAGGAGGAUACCCUCAAGUCUGUGUUCAAUAUAUUUGUAAAGGCAAAGAAGAAAAUCCUCAACAACUUUGAAGACGAACGUGGUGGUGCGGCAGCAGGCUCCUCCUCGUCUUCGACGGCAGCUGGCGGCGCAUCGUCCUCUGCCAAUGGCAACGGCGCGGAUCAGCGCGUGCUGAGUAAUGCCCGCUCGCGUUUUAAUGUCUUCAACUACAUGUCCAAGCAGCAGGUUGGCGCCGAGUGUUCGCACUUUGAGUACUUUCAAUCCGUGCGCAAUCCGCGCCUGGAACGCUACGCGAGCGAGACGAACAAGCUGAUAAUACGACUGCAUCGGCUGCUGAAGGAUUUGCCCACGGAUUCGGUGCAGCGCAAGCAGCACGAACAGCAGACGGUGGCCUGGUUGGAUGGCACUUCGGUGAAGCUGUGCCCCAGCUGCGCCAAGAGUUUCCACAUUGCCCGGAGGCAGCAUCACUGUCGUCUGUGUGGUGGGAUUAUGUGCAAUGAUUGCUCCAAGUUCCUAGCCCUAGAAAAUGCCCUGCAAUUGGCCAGCCUCUCCACCAGUCGGAGCGAACCAAUGCAGCACAUGCAGCAGGGCGACAGUGCCAUACGCCUCUGCGAGCAUUGCCUGUGGCUGCUGGACACCCGCCAGGACAUGCACGAGAGCCGCACCUGCCGCCCGCUGCUCGUCCAGGUCUACGAGCAGAUACGGCAGCUGCAAAAGGAUGUCACACCCGAUCUGGACAUGUAUCUGAAGAUCAUUAACAGCCUGCACGAGGGAGAGACCAUAUUUACCAUUGCCGAUGCCAGCGCCUUGCGUGGCAAGAUAGGACAGGUGGCCGAGGCCAUGGACAUGCGGAGUAAGCGCAUUCUGGCCAUCUACUGUGAGCCCGGCAGUCGGGAGGAGUCGCUGAAGAAGGCCAUUCGCCUGAGCUGCAUUCAGGCCAUCAAGGAGCGUAUGUUGUCGCUGCCACCGCUGCCGAACGAGGCGCACAUCCAGCAGAUACAAGAACGCAAGCGCAUGGAGACGGAGCAGCGAAUACUCACCGAACAAAGGAUGGCCAUGGAGGCGUACGAACGUUACGGACUGGGCGCCACAACCAUACAGUCGGGCGGGGGUCUGGAAAGCGGCACCUUUGCUCAGGGGUCGGAUUUGCAAUCCAUUAACAACUGGUCUGCGCCACAAGCCUCCACAUCCACGUCAAAGUCCAGCCUGGACGAUCCCCUGAUUGAACAAAUCAAUAUUAUAAAGGGCUACAUUAAGCAAGCGCGGCAGGACAUGAAUUUCGAGGUGGUGGAAACGCUCGAGCUCAAUCUACGCGAGCUGCAGCGCGAGGUGUACGAGAGGCAGCGCAAGUCACAGAACAGUGCCGCCGCCUCGCCCGAGCUCGAGCAGCAGCAAUCCUAAAUCAGUAUAGUAUAUGUUUAUAUGUAUAUGAACAUUCCCGCUAAAUGACAAAAUUAAAUGUGUACAUUUCAA
Messenger RNA from Drosophila subobscura, 1903 nucleotides. It is a transcript of the gene Rbsn-5, whose product is annotated as rabenosyn-5. The transcript is spliced from 4 exons. Lineage: Eukaryota; Metazoa; Arthropoda; Insecta; Diptera; Drosophilidae. The record is from RefSeq and is a predicted model, not a curated record. Gene Ontology annotation, molecular function: metal ion binding. The coding region runs from base 287 to 1831 and encodes 514 amino acids.